Messenger RNA from Magnolia sinica, 3481 nucleotides. RefSeq names its product putative disease resistance protein At4g19050. Bases 424 to 3390 code for a protein of 988 amino acids. The transcript is spliced from 2 exons. The record is from RefSeq and is a predicted model, not a curated record. NCBI's taxonomy places the organism in Eukaryota, Viridiplantae, Streptophyta, Magnoliopsida, Magnoliales, Magnoliaceae. Gene Ontology annotation, molecular function: ADP binding; protein binding.
CCCUUCUAAAAGUGGGGGCCAUUAUUUGGACGUCUUGAAUUGGGAACAUGUAUGCAACGUACCCUAUGGCUGGUAGCAAGAAAAACAUCAAAGAGACUCUUUUCUUAAAGAAAGGGGCGGUGCUCAUCAGGCGGACCCCGUGUUAUUAAAGAAGAGUCCUGGACAAGUUUUUUUUAUUUUUUUUUGCUUUUUCUUUUUCUUUUUCUUUUUCUUUUUUCUUUUUAAACCCUUCCCAUUCGACAUGCCCGGUUUUCAUCUUUGGACAGUUCUGAGUGGGGCCACCUGAUGGACAGCUUGUAUCUCAAGCUAAUGUGCUAGCCAGCUAUAUAUAACUAGCUUCCGUACGGCUUGCUAUCUGAAUCACUGGACUCCAAGGCCCUUUGCCAACAAGCCUAAGCUCCGGAGAUAAAGACGCACCCACGCAUGGCUGAAAUAGAUGUCUCUGCUGUCCAAAAAGAAGGAGACGGGGCGACAUUCGAGGGAUGGCUAGACAACUUCUCCCCCGACGUAGAACGUGCCGGGAAAGAGCUCUUGCAAUGCUUGAGGAAUCCGCAGAUCAGAGCCAUUUGUGUCAGGGGGUAUGAAGGUUAUGGAAGUUGGAGGAUCGUGGAGUAUGCAGCUCGAAAGUUGAAGGGAUCUGAUCUCUUCGAUGUGCAGAUAAUUGUAAAGCUACCAAAAGAGGAUUGGAGUCCUCGAAAUGUGCAAAGGGAAAUUGCAAACCGCUUGGGGAUAAAGGAGGGUGACGAUGAAGACGGUGAUGUUAAAAAUGAUGUACAGAGGGAAGUCUCGUUUGAAAUCGAUGAAUCGCUCAAGGGAAAGAGGUUCUUGUUAAUACUAGGAGAUGCGACUCGACGCAUUUAUUUAGACGAUGUGGGUGUUGCAAAUAUUAGAAAUACAAAGGUUGUAUACGCUAGCUCCGAAAGGUUGGAAUCAGAGGAGAUCAUUGAAUUUCAAGACUUUUCCAUAGAUGUGUUACGAGAGGAGGCUGUUGCUGUCACUUCUUCUCCCACCAUCGCUGCCUGUUUCACUCCCCAUGUUGUCCUUGACUGCUUCUUCUACCUCCUGUUAUUUUCAGUAAGUUUCGAAAGGAGUUUUGAAAUGGUAUUGCCGACAAGGUAUUGGAUUGCAGAGGGAAUUAUGGUUUUCAGAGAGGGAAUUGAAGAAGAAGAGGAUUUGAUCAUAUUGGAAAAGAAGGUAUAUGCUCUGCUUAUAGAGCUCAAGGCUCGUUCCAUGGUAGAGCAAGUGGAUGCUGAUGUGAGGGUGCCCCCACGUUUAGCUGAAAAAGCUAUAGAUAUGGUCAUGUCGAGUAACAGAAUAGCUUCAACUCAUGGCAAAUUCUGGAUCCAUUAUUCUUCCCUUCCGACAGAGAACAUUGGCGAGUGGGAAGACAUUCAGAGGAUGGCGAUAUGGAAUCUACAACCUAGUGAUGACCUCCCUCUUACUCUUAAAUUCCCCAAACUCUCCACUCUACUGCUCGAAGGUGGUCGUACUCGUACCCUUCCAAACAACUUCGUCUUCGAGCAAAUGCAAGGCCUUCGGGUCCUCAUCCUCUCUUUCUUUAAAAUCAGAUUUCUGCCCCUCUCCAUCUCCUCCUUGCACAAUUUCAGAUUCUUGUCUAUUUAUAGAUGUGAACUUUUAGAGCCUGAGUCUCUCCUCUCUUCCUUGCAAGCUUUGGACAAACUCGAGUUCCUUCAAUUUGAACGUACUCCUCUGAAAUCGAUACCAGAUGAGUGCCUUCAGCACAAGAACAACCUUCGAUCUCUCCAUCUCUCUAACACAGAGACCAGAUCUCUUCCUUCCUCUUUUCCACAGCUGCACAACCUCCAACAACUCUCAAUAACAACUUCCUCAUCUCUAACGGAAAUUCCAGACGCUUUCUUUGAGCGUUUGCCACGGCUUCGGGUUCUCAACUUAGCUCAUGAUGACAAUCUAAAAUCUCUACCACCUUCUCUCUCCAAACUGGUCAAUCUUAGGCAACUCAUAUUAACAGGAUGUUCUUCAUUGAAGAGUAAGUUGCUGCCUCAUUUGCGAAAGCUCUAUGCAGCACUUGAGGUGCUUGACAUAAGCUCUUGUAACUCCAUCGAAGACAUAGAAGAGGUUUCUUCUUCUCUUGGGGCUGUUUUGCCAAACCUCCAAAAGCUUGAUCUGUCUAGAAUUAAGGUCAUUAAGCAAGUCAUCCUAAAAGGUUGCAGAAGCUUAGAAUCCUUACGCUUGUCUGAUCUUACAAGACUUGAUGUGCUUGAUCUUUCAGGCACUCAACUCCAACAGUUGCCUGACGGUAUCAGCACAGCAUCUCAUCUAACGCGGCUGGACAUGCUCCACAUGAACCACAUUCGCAAGAUCAACUGGGAUGACUUGCCUACUGAGCUGGAAGAGCUCAACUUUGGCGACCGUGGAACCUUUAAUUCACCAAAGGAUGAUGAAAAUCCUAGUGAUGAAGGUGGGACACGCAUGAGGAUAUGUAAUUACAAGCUUUUACGGUCCUUAAAACCAUCCUCAGAAGUAUUGAGAGCAAAAUGCUUCUCUCGAUUCCAUAUCCGCAUCUCUCCUUACCAAGAAGAAGAAGAAGAAGGACGAAGAAGAGGUAAAGGUAUCCAUCUCCAGGGAAGGAAGUCCAUAUACGAGGGCAUCAAUUUGAAGACCCAAAAAUGUAAUUUACCUCUUCCUUCAAGUCAUUUCGACAGGCAUCUGGAGAUACAAGGAAGUAAGAGAUGCACAAAUGCUAUUCAAGGGGUUCUCAGGCGUACAGAAUUACUCACUUUGUGGGACAAUGGCUUCAUCCGAGAUCUUGGGGAUGUUGAAAUGCAUGAAGUGAGAGAAUGUCUGGUCAAGAGCUGCGAGCAGAUGGAGAUAUUCUUUGGUGGAAAGAAUCAAUGUUUCGAAUGCUUGGAGAAAAUAUGGAUGUCUGAUCUUGCAAGCAUGAGGAGAGUGUGUGAUGGCAUGGGUAGGAUCAUAAGCUUCCCACUCCUAAAGCACAUAUAUCUGGAGCACUGUCCGAGACUUGUCAAUUUCGUCUCCUCAGGUGUAAGCUUGUUGAGCUUGGAAAAGCUCGAGAUCAGAUUCUGCAAUAGACUAGAGUCACUGUUUCAAGGGGAUGUGGUGGUGGACGGCUCUCUGGAACGGCUGCACACAGUGCAUCUGUGGGAGCUACCGAAGCUGGAUAGAAUUUGCAGCGGCAGGUAUUUGUCGGCAUUGAAGAAGCUAAUAGUGAGGGGAUGUGGGAAGCUGAAGGAGCUUCCGCUUCGAGCCGGCCCCUACAAUGCUAUAAGGGGUGGUGGUGGUGUUCAGGUGGGAGGUGAAAUGGCAUGGUGGGAGAAUCUCAGGUGGGAAGAUGAGAGUAUCAAAGACGACAUCCACUUCAUAGAGUGGCGUCCUCGUACAAGGCGCUGAAGUUUCUCAAUCUUUCUUUGGUGGUGUAAUGGGCGGUCUUGAUUGUCCCUGGAUUUUGAAUUUUUCUUUUCUUUCUUUUUUUUUUUUUUUU